This is a messenger RNA of Guyanagaster necrorhizus, 1750 nucleotides long. RefSeq lists its product as uncharacterized. The record is from RefSeq and is a predicted model, not a curated record. NCBI's taxonomy places the organism in Eukaryota, Fungi, Basidiomycota, Agaricomycetes, Agaricales, Physalacriaceae. Bases 74 to 1681 code for a protein of 535 amino acids. The transcript is spliced from 3 exons.
CCUCGUCAAUGUUCUCCCAUUCAGAGUUAGGAUACGGGCGCUACAUAUUGAAAAUGGAUAUUCAUACUCUCCCAUGCGCGCCCCGUGGAAGUUGCGUUUGUCUUCUCCAUAUCCAGUAUAUGAGCGCUCUCUGGGUCUUAACGAACUGCAUUUUUACUUGCGCGGUCGAGUUCUUCACGGGGCCACAGAUAAUGCACACUCAGUAUGUUUUGAGGUACUAGACGACGGAACACCCUUAAUUACCGAAGAAACCGUGUGCAAGGCUUGGGUGUUUGCAAAGCAGAUGCACCCUCUCCUGGGGGCACAAGUAGAAACUGUCGGGGAUAGGGACGAAGACGUGCAUUUCAUCGUGGAUGAGCAUCGACUCAAAGCACACAUUCCUGGCGAGGUGAUCUUCAUGAAGAUCUUAUCCUUCAGCGACGCAGAUGCCACCGUAGAAAACAUUCUCAAUCAAGAACGAAUCCUUGACGAUAAUCACCUCGUCCGACUUUUCGUUCUUAGGCAAUCGGAUCAGAAGAAUUGGUUUCACUUCGUUGUCCAUGCCGCCCACUGCGUAAUCGACGGGGUUUCGCACUACACUGUUGUACGGACAUUGCUUGCUUUUCUGUCAUCCCCACCCGUAGCAGCGCCACGCCUAUCGGAGAGGCUAGCGUUAUCGCUCGCAGUUAAUGACUUGUAUCCUGUUAGACGUCUCAGUCCCGCUACACAACGAUGGCACAAGGCCAUGGCCCAUGUCAUCGCUUCUAUUCGAUCCGGAAAGAUCAUCAGCGGUGGUCACACAUUGCCUGGAAAUGUCACCGUUCACAUGAACGAGAACCCUGCUGACUCUCGCAGGACGACGCUUUCUUUCACUGUCGAAGAGACUCUUAGAAUUAUGAAAAUAUGCCGGGACCACGGAUUGACGUUUGGGAACGUUUAUGUUGUGCUUGGUCAGAUUGCCAUGGGCCGUCUGCUUUGUAGGAGGUACGCUCAGGGUUUGAUAACAGAGGAGGAAUGGGAGUUCAGGAAAAGAGAACCUACGUACACGGCAGGCCCAGUUAACGUCAGGCCAUACUUGGAUCGCGAGUGGUAUACCCACGGAGGAGCCGAGAAUCCGAUGCUUUCAAUAGGAUUCUAUCUCUACCCACUGUCCUUCGUUCCACUAUACCCAGAGGGAGGUCAUUCGACAUUUGGCGCCCUCUUGUCAUGUCGACGCUUUUGGUAUAGGUGUAGGAAUAUGAAGAAACGCGCCGAUGACUUUCUGAAGCACCCUUUGUUUCUCGACAUCGGGUCAGUUCGCUAUCCCCCAAUGAUCAACACGUUGAAAGAGUUAGAGUUCAAAGCGCACUCAUCACAUACAGAGAAAGAUCUCUCUAUCCCCGCUAUUGAGCAGGCAAAGCUUGGCGUGGUGCCUUCGUUCGGUGGCUCUAGCUUCGGAAGUGUUGACAAGCUUCUCCCGCGCGAGUUUCCAGUAGGCGGGAAAACCCCAAAAAUCUACCUACAUUGGUCCGGUACACGUCUUCGAUGUCGUCCCGGGGAAAUUUACCUCGGAGCUUCGACGUUUCGAGAUGAGCUCGAACUGGUUGUCCUGUGGGAUAACAACGUCACUGAGGAAGCCAUUAUCGAAGAGUGGUUACAAGAAGUGAAAAGGGCCACAUCAUAUUAUCUCUUAGAGAACGACCGUGAGGAGGCGAAGCUGUAAAAGAAACUGUAGGUUAUAUUGUAUAAAUAUGCAUCUAACAUGAGAAUGACAGCAAUUCCAUUCAUGUUU